Molecule: messenger RNA, 4472 nt
Organism: Dinoponera quadriceps
Lineage: Eukaryota; Metazoa; Arthropoda; Insecta; Hymenoptera; Formicidae
Gene: Hip14
Product: palmitoyltransferase ZDHHC17
Exons: 10
Coding region: 1046-2893 (615 amino acids)
Biological process (GO): protein palmitoylation
Cellular component (GO): Golgi membrane
Molecular function (GO): protein binding; palmitoyltransferase activity
Source: RefSeq, a predicted model, not a curated record
UAUGUGUGUGUGUACACCACGUAUUUACUUAGAAUGUACGCGAGUGUAACGAGGCCACCUGUCGUGUCGAGUGUAUACAUACAUGUGCGUGGGCCGGAUAAAAAUACCUUCCGCUUCCGUAAUUAAACGAUUCCGUGCCAAACACGUGCGUCGCGAUCCGGACGCGUGCUGACAGUUCGACAGCUGGUUGGUCGACGCGUGAGGUUCGAACGUAAACAACAUUGUGUGAUCGAAUUGACGAGUGAGCGGAUAGUUUCGUACUUUGUGACGCAUUGGACCUCGCCUGGACACGAUGCGUUCGAGAAAAUGUCGGAAGCCAAGAUGAAUUCACUCCUAUUACGCGAUCUUGCCGCACAGGAGGGUGAGGGGGGUGCGUUAGGAGUAUGAAAAGUACAACUUUUGAGUCAGUUUCUCGGCACAACGGUUCCCCGCUCGCUCCGCGAGAUGGCACCACGGUGGUGUUUGGCGGGCGCCAGUUUCGCGUUGGCACCCGCCAGGCGUAUCGACCGAGCGGCGUUGCGUUUGGUCGAUAUGGACCGUCGACUGUCGGCGUAAGCGCGUAAACGCGAAAAACACGGGAACGAUGACGGAGUGGGUGCGCGCCGCAGCCACCUGAAGCAAAAAGUACUCGUUUUCGCGUGAUGGUGACUAAGCGACGUUCCUCGUCGGUGGGAGGCCAAGUGGAGUCCAAGAGUUAAACUGCGCGUCGAGGAGGAGGAGGAAGAGGAAGCGGAAGCAGACUGAGUUGAAGUAGAGUCGAAGUGAUUUCACGCUUCUCGAUAGAGGCAUCACGAGGGUGUCGUGCGAAAGGUCAACCCCGGCGGCUCGACCAUCGCGUGUGUGUGCGUGCGUGCGUGUGAUAUGCCGGCGCCCCACCCCCCGGUGUACAACAGCGCUGUUCACCCUUUGAAACUAACCCUCUGCCUCGCGCCCCUUGGGUGAAGUCGAGCACGCUGCCGUCAUCGUCGUCGUUGUUAUUGUUGUUGUGUUGUCGUCGUCGUUCGUGACUAUGUACAAGCAUUGACAGCGCAUCACGCCAGCAAGUAUGUACGCGCUGCAGAUGCAGACCGCCUGCCAAGGCGAAGGCACUGGCGAACCUGACGACCCCAGCAGCCUUCACCAGGAGCCAGCGCGACCCGCUACACAGGACUGCAGUUCCUUCGACAUCGUCAGAGCGACGCAGUAUGGAGCACUGGAUCGAGUGACGGAAUUGGUGGAGGCAGGCGCCGAUGUGAACCAGCCGGAUUCCGAGACCGUCACGUUGCUGCACUGGGCCGCGAUAAACAAUCGCAAGGACAUCGUUAAAUAUCUGAUUGCGAAGGGAGCCGUUGUCGAUGCGAUCGGCGGCGAGUUGGCUUCUACACCUUUGCAUUGGGCAACAAGACAGGGUCAUCUCUCCACGGUUGUGAUACUGAUGAGAGCUGGUGCUGAUCCUACUCUGAGGGAUUCGGAAGGUUUCUCAUGUAUACACCUCGCGGCCCAGUUCGGCCACACGGCCAUCGUGGCCUAUCUGGUGGCGAAAGGUGUGAACCCAAACAUGCCGGACAGAAGUGCCAUGACGCCGCUCAUGUGGAGCGCCUACAAAGUCAACAGUCUUUCUUUUUACAGUCUAGAUCCAACGCGACUGUUGUUGACUCUAGGUGCGUCGCACUCCCUCACCGACAACCUGCACGGUAACACGGCCCUGCACUGGGCCAUCAUAGCGAAGAACAACACGGCGAUAUCUAUCCUGGUGCAACACGGGGCGUCGUUGGACUUGCCCAAUUUCCAAAACGAGACGCCGAUGACGCUGUUGGGCCCGCACAUUGGCGCCGCAUGGCUCGGUCACAAAAUCAGCCAGGAGAUCAAAGAGAAGCAAGGUCGCACGAGAACAUGGUGUAGAGAUAAGAGAAUCCGUUGGUACUGCAUGGUCAGUGCACCAUUUAUAGCGUUUUAUGUGAUCGGUAUGGUACUACAGAGCGGAUGGGAUUACUUAAUAAAACUAGGUGCCUUCAUCACCCUUUACGUAGCGGUGUAUCUAAUGAACCAUUUCGUGUUCGACGAACGGCUGUUCCACAUUCUACCAAUGUCGAUUUAUUUGGCAACCAAGAUGUGGAUAUACGUCACGUGGAUAUUCUGGCUAGGAAUCCAUGCAGCUUGGUAUUUGUGGUUGUUAUUGAUUGGCGGAUCUCUUCCACUCUGGAUAUGUUUUUUGCAGUCUUGGCGAGGUGAUCCUGGGAUCAUUACGGCUACUCACGAGGACAAAUUAAAUACGAUUAUCGAGCUGGCCGAGUCGGGUGGUUUCGAGCCACAAUGGUUCUGCAGCAGUUGCUUGGUCAGGCGACCUAUGAGAUCUAAGCAUUGCUCCCAAUGCGACCGUUGCGUGGCGCGAUUCGAUCAUCAUUGUCCGUGGGUGAACAACUGCAUCGGUGCACAUAAUCACAAGUAUUUCCUUGGGUUUUUGGCAUCUUUGCUGGGGCUGUGUAUCGUUAUCUUGUCCGCUAGUGUACAGUAUUGGCAGUUCGAAUGUUGGUCGAACUUGACGAAUGAGCAUAAUAGCGCGGACAACUAUUUGGUAGCAGCAGCUACGUGCGACGCAUGGGUAAUGUGGGUGGCGGCUAACACGUCCCUCCACUCCUUUUGGGUCGGGACUUUAUUAGCAUGCCAAUGCUAUCAGAUUAUGGUCCUGGGCAUGACUACGAACGAACGUAUGAACGCCGGUCGGUACAAGCACUUCAAGCAAGGGAACCCAUUCCAUCGUGGUGCCCUGCAGAACGCCGCUGACUUUUGUAACUUCAGCUUCUGCGGCGUGAAGGCGAAACCGAGCUCGGACUGGCUGCACAGCUUUGAUCUCAAACAGAGCAUCGAGAAGUUACCUUUGCUCGCGCAGAAGGAUAACUUUCAGUACGUUUAAAGUUUUGUAAAGAAUAAACUAUCGUGGAUAUAUUACUUAUAUCGUCAGCCGUGAGAAGCUAAUGUACACAACGUAUACAACACACAUACACAUCCACACGCGCAAAAUACAGCAUAUCACUUAUGCCUGAAGUACUUUCUUGGGCCACCAAAGAGUCGCCGCGAAUAUAUAAGUGACUUCCCGUGUGCGUACAGCUGUAAUUAACGCAUAUACCAAGAUUUCGCUCUCGCAUACUCUUUAAGUAGCUCUUACUAUAACACAGAUCGCUAGAGGUAACGAUUUUUCAACUCGUACGUCUCGGAAGACUGUUGUACCUCGCGAAUGUGCAUAUCUCACCUGUGCUCUACCUUACCUUACAAAAAGAAAAAGAAAUAUCGACGAGCGACCGAACAAUUCGCACAAGUAAUUCGUUCGAAGGGCUUACUUCUGUAAAAUGUCUUGAAUCCAUUGAAAAGUAAAACAAGUGAAGGGUUAAUUAAAAAUUAACGAAUUGACGAUUAACCAACAAUGUCCGUACAGCAACAACAGUCUGCUAUGCGGUAUUCAACUGUGGAACAGCAACAAUUGAUUGUUCGACAACUACCAAAGAUGCAGCAACAAUAGCCGAUUGUACGACAACAGCGUCAGAUAUUCGGCAAAAAGCUAUAUCACAGCAACUAGAGUCGACUGCGAAGCAGCAACGACCGAUUGUGCGACGACGACGACAGCCGAUUAUGCAGCAUCAAUGGCCGAGCAUCAGACUGUUCCUAGCGUGUUACGGAACGGUCAUAAGCGACUUAUGAGUACUCGUGAACACAUACAAUCACAUUUUUCUCUUUCUAAAGACGGAUUGAAGACUGGAGGUAAGCUCUUCGAUUUCGUGAUAACUUUACAAAGUAAUAUAAUUUGUCGGAUCGAUUGUUUCGGUUGCGGAUAAUCCUUUUUAUAUGUCUAGUAUUAAGAUUUCUUUAAAACAAGUGAAAUGAAUUAGAAUAUCAUUAACGGAUAAUAACGCUUUGUCUCUUCAAGUUCCUGCUCUUCUUUUUUGCUCUUAUGUCAUCUUGACUAGUGACUAGAGACGAGAGGAUACAGUUCGAAAUUCUUGCAAGAUACGGUAAAACGAAAAGAUAUAUCCAUAACUGAGUUUCAGGUCGUUCCUCUUCUUCUGAAGAAGUGAAUUGGAAUGUUCCGAAACGUCGAGAACAGAUCCACGCUGAAGGCGGCACCAACCUGGAAGCCAAAUUAAGCAUGUAUCCAUAAAAUGGCACUUGCCAUCGAUCAAGUAGAUUUGUAAAAUUUUAUUAUUUUAUAAGCAUGUCUUUUCGCUUCGCCGUCUUUUGCAAGAAUUUUCACGGCUAUAUUUUCUUACUCCUGGCAUUGUUUCAUCAAGAUGAUUGCGGCGAGAAACAGCAACGGCAGAUUUAAUCGCGUGCUGUAAAUCAUUGUAACGAUGAUUUGUCUUCAUUCUCGAUCCUUCACUGGUCAUUCCAUGUUUGAUUUCAAUGUUACGAUCUAUAGAUAACAAUUUGACGAUACGUCGAAUUCAUUCAGGAAGCAAAUGCACUUAGAGCCUGAAAGUAUAUAUUAUUCAGCAAAUGAA